CAGCACAUCUCUUUUUAGUGUAGUUUUGAGUGCUUCACUGUCCCCCUGGCUGACUAAUUCGGUGCAUCUUCUUCUAGAAGAGUUGAUUGUGAGAUCGCAGGUCGAGAGGAUGACAGCUCGAGUGUACUGCUCAUUGAGUGUUGUUUUAUUGUGUCUGUUUGCAUGUUUGAGCACAAACCACGCUGGAGUCAUAGCAAAGCCUCCAGUGAAGUCUGUGGCCGAACCAGCAAAUCCUGCAGUAUGUGCUGAAAACUCUCACAAAACUCACCCUGUUGCCCAAUGUUCUGGCCCUAAAGGGAGUCAACCAGAGCCUGUGGUGAUGCCCGCAGCUGAACCAGCAAAGCCUCCAGUGAAGCCUGCGGCCGAACCAGCAAAGCCUGCAGUAUGUGCUGAAAACUGUCAAACUCACCCUGAUGCCCAAUGUUCUGGCCCUAAAGGGAGUCAACCCGAGCCUGUCGUGAUGCCCGCAGCUGAGCCAGCAAAGCCUCCAGUGAAGCCUGCGGCCGAACCAGCAAAGCAUGCAGUAUGUGCUGAAAACUGUCAAACUCACCCUGAUGCCCAAUGUUCUGGCCCUAAAGGGAGUCAACCAGAGCCUGUAGUGAUGCCCGCAGCUGAGCCAGCAAAGCCUCCAGUGAAGCCUGUGGCCGAACCAGCAAAGCCUGCAGUAUGUGCUGAAAACUGUCAAACUCACCCUGAUGCCCAAUGUUCUGGCCCUAAAGGGAGUCAACCAGAGCCUGUAGUGAUGCCCGCAGCUGAACCAGCAAAGCCUCCAGUGAAGCCUGUGGCCGAACCAGCAAAGCCUGCAGUAUGUGCUGAAAACUGUCAAACUCACCCUGAUGCCCAAUGUUCUGGCCCUAAAGGGAGUCAACCAGAGCCUGUAGUGAUGCCCGCAGCUGAGCCAGCAAAGCCUCCAGUGAAGCCUGUGGCCGAACCAGCAAAGCCUGCAGUAUGUGCUGAAAACUGUCAAACUCACCCUGAUGCCCAAUGUUCUGGCCCUAAAGGGAGUCAACCAGAGCCUGUAGUGAUGCCCGCAGCUGAGCCAGCAAAGCCUCCAGUGAAGCCUGUGGCCGAACCAGCAAAGCCUGCAGUAUGUGCUGAAAACUCUCACAAGACUCACCCUGAUGCCCAAUGUUCUGGCCCUAAAGGGAGUCAACCAGAGCCUGUAGUGAUGCCCGCAGCUGAACCAGCAAAGCCUCCAGUGAAGCCUGUGGCUGAACCAGCAAAGCCUGCAGUAUGUGCUGAAAACUGUCAAACUCACCCUAAUGCCCAAUAUCCUGGUUCUAAGGGGGGGGUCCUCCUGGCCAUGAAGUAAGCCAUGCAUGCAGUUAACAGUGUUUUUUAUGAUUGUUUUCCCUGUUUAAAAAAAAAUAAAAAAUGGAAAUCAA
Molecule: messenger RNA, 1385 nt
Organism: Pimephales promelas (fathead minnow)
Lineage: Eukaryota; Metazoa; Chordata; Actinopteri; Cypriniformes; Leuciscidae
Source: RefSeq, a predicted model, not a curated record